Messenger RNA from Penicillium manginii, 255 nucleotides. RefSeq lists its product as uncharacterized. The record is from RefSeq and is a predicted model, not a curated record. Lineage: Eukaryota; Fungi; Ascomycota; Eurotiomycetes; Eurotiales; Aspergillaceae. The transcript has a single exon. The coding region runs from base 1 to 255 and encodes 84 amino acids.
AUGGUGUUUGGUUGGGUGAAGCGUAUCUUCUCCGGCGACUUGAGCGAGGAAUCCAAGACCAAGUCCGACGUCGACUCCAUUCACAAAGAAUCACAAAAUAUAUCUUCGGGCGAUAAGAGGACGGAGAGGAAACAUAUAAAGGAGCAUGGCCGGCGACAACGUGCUCGUGAAAGCCAGCUAUCGCGGGACUUGCAUAAGGAGGACUCGAAGUGGAUCGCGAGGGGUGGCUUCAGCUUCGGAGGGGGCGGUGCUUAA